AGAAAAACCUAACCCUCUCUCUUUCUCUGUUUCAUUUUCUCUUUUCUCUGUUCCUUCUAUUCGUAUCCCUCCUUCAUUUGUGUGAGGAAUGCUGGUGAUUUUAUGAUACUUUUGGAACAAUUAUGGUAUAGAAACCGAAAACCCUAGUCUCAGAUCCUCAAAAACCACACUCAUUCGUCGUUUUUUCUUUUCUCCCUGUUCCUUACGUCCUACGCUUCCUCAUAUUCUGAUAUUUUAAGGUUGACGUGGAAUUCGUCAAUAUCACCUUGGCCCCUCUAUAAUUGGGUUUUUGUUGAAGUUUCUGUUUAGGGUGCAAUAGUCUUCUGGGGCGGGGUAUUGCAUUGGGAGGUUUGAAUGGUUUUUUGAGGAAUUUUUGUGCCUUGGGAAUGUGUUUUUCUAACUUGUAAGAGACGUUAGAAAAUUGGGUCUUGUGGGUUGGUUUGGUUGGGUUGAGUCUUGUGUUUAAAUCUCUUCUUCCUGGGUUUUAUGAUUAUUUGUUUGAAAUCUAAAUAAAAGGUCAAUGGUGGGUAAUUGGGAUUGAGUUGGCAUAAUUUGGAGGGAUAAUGCUCCAUUUUUGGCCCUUUCAUUUUAAUAUCCCUUACCUUUUUGGGAGAAAAUUAAGAAAUGGGAUUUGGGCCUUUAUAUGAUCAUAUGUGUGAUCUUUAGCUGCUUGAUGAGAUUAGAGAUCAAUAUCAGAUGGGAAACAACUGUGUUGGAAAUUCCAAGGACGGGCUUUUCCAUUCGGUCUCAAAUUCACUCUGGUGGACUCGAUCAACCGGGGGUUUGGUUACUCCUACAACUAGAGAAAUUAAAAGUAGUGAUGCACCACCCUCAUUGAACAAUCAGUCAGAAACUAAUCCUCAUGAUGUUCAAAGCAAUCCCCCAGAAGCAAUCAAGAUGACCACGGAGGGCUCUAAACCAGUGCAGCCCCCAAUUCAACCGACGAAGGUUCAUCCCGAAAAGCAAAAGGAAGAGGAGACUGAACCAGCAGCACAAGCAGCAAUUCCGAAGGGAGAGACUAAACCUCAACAACCGGUAAAUCAUAGGGAUCAAGAGACCAGACCAGCGCAACCCAUAACACAAAAUGGAGGGACUAAUCAGCAAGCAGUGCCUGCGAGACCGAAGAAGCCCCAUAAUGUGAAGAGGGUAUCGAGUGCAGGGCUUCAGGCAGAGUCUGUCUUGCAAACCAAGACAGGUCAUUUGAAGGAGUACUACAAUUUGGGCCAGAAGCUUGGACAUGGACAAUUUGGGACAACUUUCCUUUGUGUGGAGAAAGCAACGGGAAAGGAAUACGCAUGCAAAUCCAUUGCCAAAAGGAAAUUGUUGGCAGCAGAAGAUGUGGAGGAUGUGAGGAGGGAGAUUCAAAUAAUGCAUCACUUGGCAGGGAAUCCCAAUGUCAUAUCGAUUAAGGCGGCUUAUGAGGAUGCUGUUGCGGUUCAUGUUGUGAUGGAAUUAUGUGCAGGGGGUGAGCUCUUUGAUAGGAUUAUCAAGAGGGGGCAUUACUCUGAAAGAAAGGCAGCUCGGCUAGCAAGGACUAUAGUUGGAGUUAUAGAAGCUUGCCAUUCUUUGGGUGUUAUGCAUCGCGAUCUUAAACCCGAGAACUUUCUUUUUGUUGAUGAGGAGGAGGAUUCAGCCCUCAAAGCUAUAGAUUUUGGGCUGUCAAUAUUUUUCAAGCCAGGUGAAACUUUCAAUGAUGUGGUUGGAAGCCCAUAUUAUGUUGCACCUGAAGUUCUGCGCAAGCGGUAUGGUCCAGAAGCAGAUGUUUGGAGUGUUGGUGUUAUCAUUUACAUUCUUUUGAGUGGGGUGCCUCCAUUCUGGGGUGAAACUGAGCAAGAGAUCUUUGAAGAGGUUUUGCAUGGUGAUCUUGACUUCUCAACAGAUCCCUGGCCUAAUAUUUCAGAAAGUGCGAAAGAUUUAGUCAAGAAGAUGCUUGUCAGAAACCCCAAAAAGCGGCUAACUGCUCAUCAAGUUCUAUGUCACCCUUGGGUUCAGGUUGAUGGGGUGGCUCCAGACAAGCCUCUUGAUUCUGCAGUCUUAAGUCGCUUGAAGCAGUUCUCUGCAAUGAACAAAAUUAAGAAAAUGGCUCUUAGAGUCAUUGCUGAAAACCUCUCUGAAGAAGAAAUUGCCGGUUUAAAAGAAAUGUUCAAGAUGAUAGAUACUGACAAUAGUGGUCAAAUUAGUUUCGAAGAACUGAAAGAUGGACUGAAAAGAUUUGGAGCUACUCUAAAUGAGUCUGAAAUAUACGACCUGAUGCAAGCUGCUGAUGUUGACAACAGUGGCACAAUUGAUUAUGGGGAGUUCAUAGCAGCAACAUUGCAUUUAAACAAAGUAGAGAGGGAAGAUCAUUUGUUUGCAGCUUUCUCAUAUUUUGACAAAGAUGGCAGUGGCUAUAUAACUCAAGAUGAACUUCAACAAGCGUGUGAGGAGUUUGGCAUUCAGGAUGUCCACUUGGAAGAGUUGAUCCGAGAAGUCGAUCAGGACAAUGACGGUCGAAUAGAUUACAAUGAGUUCGUUGCCAUGAUGCAGAAAGGCAAUCCAGAGUUUGAUAAGAAGGGUAUUCAAACCAGUGCUCUUGGCAUUGGAUUUAGGGAGGCACUAUCUGUUUGUUAAUAUUGGUAGUGACUAGUGAGGCAAUUUUCUUUGGGUCAAUUUUUCUUCGAUCUUCCUGAAUUGUAUGCAACUUUUCAAGGUUUCACAUAUAAUCAGGUCUUCCGUAAAUAACUAAUAGAUGCUCUGCUUCUCUGCCGCUCCACAUUUGAGUUUAAUCAAUUAGUUUUGGUUUGUUAAUUUGUAUCUGAACAGAUUCGACGAUAGACUACCUCCUCAUGUAAUAUAGGAAAAAAAUAUAUAUAUUGUACAUAGAGAUGUUUGAUCUCA
Rosa chinensis is the source of this 2877-nucleotide messenger RNA. Its product is annotated as calcium-dependent protein kinase 26. Gene Ontology annotation, molecular function: calcium ion binding; ATP binding; calmodulin binding. The coding region runs from base 697 to 2610 and encodes 637 amino acids. NCBI's taxonomy places the organism in Eukaryota, Viridiplantae, Streptophyta, Magnoliopsida, Rosales, Rosaceae. Gene Ontology annotation, biological process: protein autophosphorylation; intracellular signal transduction; peptidyl-serine phosphorylation. The record is from RefSeq and is a predicted model, not a curated record. The transcript has 7 exons. Gene Ontology annotation, cellular component: nucleus; cytoplasm.